CAGAUGAGGUCAAACGGAGAUAAGUAACGAAAAGUAGGCCAAUGCAAUAGUGACGAAUUGUCACAGAGACACGCAACAGAACAAGUAUAAAACAACCAAACCACGCAUUCUGAAACUGCAAAGAUAUACCCACCAACCCGGAACCAAAUCUGCAACACAACCGUACCAACAUGGCCGCACACCAGACAUUGCUGGCAGGUCACGCCACCAACGAAGACAAGAAACCCACAGGCAUCUCAGGCGCUGCGCGUCUGCGACAAAUGCUAUCCGAUCCGAGCAAAACAGUCGUGGCACCCGGGGUCUACGAUGGGAUCACCGCUCGCCUUGCUCUCUCAGCCGGCUUCGAAUGUCUCUACAUGACUGGCGCGGGGACAUCAAUGUCACGGCUCGGAAUGGCGGACUUGGGCAUGGCUACAUUCCACGACAUGCACCAAAAUGCGGCCAUGAUUGCGUCCAUUGACCCGACAGUUCCAGUAAUUGCUGAUGCGGACACUGGUUAUGGAGGUCCCAUCAAUAUCGCAAGGACAGUGCAGAGUUAUGCGAGAUCUGGCGUUGCGGGGCUGCAUAUUGAAGAUCAGGUGCAAGAAAAGCGAUGCGGGCAUCUGAGCGGAAAGCUCCUUGUGAGCCGGGAGGUGUACUAUAAUCGCCUUAGAGCAGCAUGCAAGGCGAGGGAUGAGUCCCGUGAUGACAUUGUGAUUAUUGCACGAACGGAUGCGCGAGCUGGUAAGGACACAGAAGGGAAUGGAGGUUUUGAGGAAGCAAUUGAGCGUUUGACCGAGGCGGUCAAGAUUGGUGUUGAUGGACUUUUCUUUGAGGCUAUACAAGACCUGGACGAAGCCAAGCAGGUCAUUGAGCGUCUGCCUAAGGUUCCAGUGCUGCUAAAUAUGGUACAAGGUGGUAGGACGCCGCAGGUCAGCAAUGACGAAGCGAACAAGAUGGGCUUCCGAAUCGUCAUCUGGCCGUGCUUGGGCAUGGAAGCUGUCGUGCCGGCGAUGAGAAAAGCACUUCACUCGCUAAAAGAGACUGGGCAGCCGCCGGUGGAUCAGAAGAUGGGACCUGCUGCGCUCUUUGAAACGUGCGGACUCAAGGAGUUGAUGGCUUUUGACGAGAGUGUAGGUGGCAAAGCCUACGCGUAGGAUAGGUGAAUUUAGCAGAUUCCCUCCACGCCUUAUCCUCCUCUACCUAUUGCCCAUUCCUCCCUUCCCUUAAACCUGCAGUGGGGUUGUCCCACCUCCGUUUUGGUCAUUACUCCGGGUCGAUGGCUUCUCACAAGGCUGGCGAAUGCUCCAGGAGAUCAGUCGCCACCGCCUUGAAAGAAAGACGUGCCAAAUAGAACCUCGAUCCUUCGGCAGAAAUAUUUG
This is a messenger RNA of Cercospora beticola, 1361 nucleotides long. Its product is annotated as isocitrate lyase/PEP mutase family protein. NCBI's taxonomy places the organism in Eukaryota, Fungi, Ascomycota, Dothideomycetes, Mycosphaerellales, Mycosphaerellaceae. The record is from RefSeq and is a predicted model, not a curated record. Gene Ontology annotation, molecular function: catalytic activity.